Molecule: messenger RNA, 693 nt
Organism: Komagataella phaffii GS115
Lineage: Eukaryota; Fungi; Ascomycota; Pichiomycetes; Pichiales; Pichiaceae
Product: Subunit E of the eight-subunit V1 peripheral membrane domain of the vacuolar H+-ATPase (V-ATPase)
Exons: 2
Coding region: 1-693 (230 amino acids)
Biological process (GO): proton transmembrane transport
Cellular component (GO): proton-transporting two-sector ATPase complex, catalytic domain
Molecular function (GO): proton-transporting ATPase activity, rotational mechanism
Source: RefSeq, a predicted model, not a curated record
AUGUCAUCCAACAGAGCUCUUAGUGACGAGCAGGUCGAAAAUGAAUUGAAGAAGAUGGAGGUAUUCAUAAAGAAGGAGGCAGAAGAGAAAGCCAAAGAAAUUAGAUUGAAGGCUGACGAGGAGUAUGAAAUUGAAAAGGCUUUGAUUGUUCGUUCGGAAGCCAACGCAAUUGAUUCUCUAUAUGAUGAUAGAUUCAAGAAGGCCUCCCUUGCCCAACAAAUUAAAAAGUCUACCAUAGCAAAUAAGAGUAGGCUGAAGGUGUUGGGAGAGAAGGAGAAAAUUUUGGAUGAUAUCUUGGAAACCACACAAGCUAGACUAAAAGAUAUUUCCAAAGACUCCGCUGCAUAUGAAGAAGUUCUUGUGGGCCUGAUUGAAGAAGGUGUUCUUGCUCUUUUUGAAAAGGUGGUUACCGUACGUGUUAGAAAACAGGAUUUAAAGGUUGCCAAAAAAGCAGCUGAAAAAGCAGCAAUUCAAUUCGAAGAAAAGGCCAAAUUUCCUGUUCAGAUUGCAGUCUCCGAAAGCGAGUUUUUGAGUGAUGACUUAGCUGGUGGUGUUGUCUUGGUUAAUGAAGAUGGACGAAUUGAAGUAGACAAUACUUUGGAAGAAAGAUUAAAGUUACUGUCUAGUGGAGCCUUGCCAGCUGUUAGGUUAGAGCUGUUUGGUAUCUCCAAAACUAGAAAAUUUUUUGAGUAA